Messenger RNA from Diorhabda carinulata, 1128 nucleotides. RefSeq names its product protein rogdi (gene rogdi). The record is from RefSeq and is a predicted model, not a curated record. NCBI's taxonomy places the organism in Eukaryota, Metazoa, Arthropoda, Insecta, Coleoptera, Chrysomelidae. The transcript is spliced from 7 exons. Gene Ontology annotation, cellular component: RAVE complex. Bases 137 to 940 code for a protein of 267 amino acids.
GUUUUCUAAUUUUGAAAUGUCAAAAUAAUUGUAUUUGCAGAGACAGAAAAUGUUCCUAAAAACCGAAUUUUAAGCAGUAAAUGGAUCUAAACGUUGUUUAGCAAAUAAUACUAUUCUAUUAUUUGAAAAAUAAAAUAUGACGGAGUGCGAAAAAGAGGAAGCUACAAAUUUGCAAAAAGAAUUCGAAUGGGUAUUAAAUCAAGAAGUUCAUAAAGGUCUCGACCAGAUCCAUCAGAUACUAGUGGAGUGCGCUAGAAGGUUUCCAGUUGCUUUAUAUGGACAUGAUAAUUCUGCAAAACAAGAUAAAUUCGUUUUAUCAGUACCAGCUGAUCAGUUGAAAUGUGUUGUCACAUUAACAGGAGAUAGUAUUACACAUGCAGAUAUCAAUUUUAAAGUUGUGAGACAGACGACAGUCACAAAUGUACGUACGACAAUUCAAAGUGAGUAUCCUUGGAAAUUACAGCAGGUACAAGAUGCAGCAAAUCAUUUGCAGCAAGCCAUAUACCACAUUGACGAUGUUGGCAAACAUUACAAAUUCAAGUCAUCUGAUGAGGUCCUUCACGUAUUAGGAAAUAUUUUGGGUAGCUUACAGAGGGGCAGAACUAGUUUAAUAGUACCUAGGAAGAAAACAAUUUAUGAUUUACUUAAAAGUCGCAAUAUGAAAUCUCUUUCGCCUCCUUUAGCUGAAGACCUAGCAAUAAGUUUCUAUAUACAGAGUCAUAAAUUGGUAUUUGUUAUGUACCAUUUGAUGAAUAAUCAAGGAGUUAUGACACCAGAUCCUACACCAGCAGAGUGUUCGGUACCUUGGUUGAAUGAGGUAUUAGUAUUAUUUACAGUCGGAUUGCAGCUAUGCCAGCAACUGAAAGAUAAGAUCUGUGUUUUCUCUCAAUACAAAGAUUUCACCGUCGGUUCUAGAUCUAGUAGUCCUUUUCCAAGUUAAAUUGGAAAUAAAGUAUUCGAAUAAAAACCGAGAAGUUUGCAUAUAUAAUAAAAUAAUAUUUUCAAAAUAAUAACUAAAUGCAUAUGUUGAGCUCUCGGAUAGUAAUUUAAAUUACUGAUAUUGUCAAUUUGUUGUUGGUUUGACAUAUGUAUAUAUUGUAGGUAUUAAUAAACGUAUAUACUGUUGAA